GCAAGGAGAGCGAGCGCCAGUGCAAGGAUUCGAGCUCAUCCCUCGCCGCUCCAAAAUUACAGUGGCUUUAUUCGAAGUACUCGGGUUCGCUUUCUCUCUCAUUUUCAGGGAAUGAACAACCAAUACGUCCGCCGGGAAGUCUUCUGCUGUGAAACUUGUCAUGAGCUCAAAAGCUUCUGGGAGAAAGAAAUCAGGAAACAGACCUGUUACCGGGAGCUGGAGGAAGACCGUCAGGAAAGGAGUGCCCUGAGAAAGCUCAGAGAAGAAUGGAAGCAGAGACUGGAGAAAAGGCUGAGGAUGCUGGACAAUCCUGAUGGGAAGGAAAAGCAGUCAGACACAGUGGGCUGAGAGCUUCCUGCCUCAUCCACUUCAAAGACAACAAGCCACCAAGGGCACUUUUCUAGGAGAAUAAACUAACACCCACGCUACAUUGACUUACUAAGCAGGACACUAUUUGUUCUCCCAUUUGUGAGGGGAUUUACGUGUGAACCCUCCCCCGGUGCUAAUGGACAUCGUUAUCCGGCCGAAUCCUCUCUGCACCGAGGGCCGGAUGGCCGCCAAUGGGAGGUGCAGCUGGGGUUAUCUAAGAUCGAAAUCUCUUGGAAUUAGCACUUGCGAGGUUUCAAAGAUCCAUGUAGUAUAAUUUGUUUCCACAUUUUGUUCUCAUUUUGAAACCUGGAUGUUUUAUCCAAGCUUACCGGGGCAAUGACCUUGUCGGGCAACUGGCUUCCCUAGGUCUUCUGGAAAAAAAGUUACACAGCAUGUUUUGUUUUUUUCCCCCUGUUCCCACUUUUUCAUGAAAACAAAAAUGCUACUGCUUACAGAAAUUAAGCUGUUAUUAGGAAAAGAAUAGUUUAUUAACAAUAUGGUUUGAAAAUGAACUAACCUAUUUUCUCUUCAUAUAAAUUGGGUUUUUUUUUCAUAAACAUGUUUAAUUAGAAAAAAAUGUGGUGAAAGCAAGGUAAUG
Molecule: messenger RNA, 967 nt
Organism: Vicugna pacos (alpaca)
Lineage: Eukaryota; Metazoa; Chordata; Mammalia; Artiodactyla; Camelidae
Gene: FAM240B
Product: family with sequence similarity 240 member B
Source: RefSeq, a predicted model, not a curated record